This is a messenger RNA of Vigna umbellata (rice bean), 1301 nucleotides long. RefSeq names its product myb-related protein 306-like. NCBI's taxonomy places the organism in Eukaryota, Viridiplantae, Streptophyta, Magnoliopsida, Fabales, Fabaceae. Gene Ontology annotation, biological process: response to auxin. The record is from RefSeq and is a predicted model, not a curated record.
AACCCAGUCCCAGUUGCAGAACCUUGUCUUUGCGUUUCAAACACUCUCUUCUAUAGCAAUCCACAAGGGAUACAAGAACAAAACAAGAAAAAGGAGCAAGAGAAAAAAAGUAUCACUAUCCACACUUUUCUUUUUCCUUUAUACCAGAUGGGAAGACCACCUUGCUGUGACAAAAUUGGGAUUAAGAAAGGGCCAUGGACUCCUGAGGAAGACAUCAUCUUGGUCUCUUACAUUCAAGAACAUGGACCCGGGAAUUGGAGAUUGGUUCCCUCUAAUACAGGGUUGAUGAGAUGCAGCAAAAGCUGCCGACUCAGAUGGACCAACUAUCUCCGACCUGGAAUCAAACGAGGCAAUUUCACCGAUCAUGAAGAGAAAAUGAUAAUCCACCUCCAAGCCCUUUUGGGUAACAGAUGGGCUGCAAUAGCCUCCUAUCUUCCACAGAGGACAGACAAUGACAUAAAGAACUAUUGGAAUACCCAUUUGAAAAAGAAGCUGAAGAAGUUGCAGAGCGAGGAGGGUGAUGACGAAGGUAACAAUUACGAAAAGGGAAACUCUUGUUCACAGCUAAAGGGUCAGUGGGAGAGAAGACUUCAAACAGAUAUCCACAUGGCCAAACAAGCCUUAUGUGAGGCUUUGUCCCUUGACAAACCAAGCCAAAUCUUCCCUGAGACCAAACUACCCUCCACUUCUUCCCACCCCACAUCACCAAACAAAACAUCGUCCUUGUACGCCUCGAGCACAGAAAACAUAGCCAGGUUGCUGGACAAUUGGAUGAAAAAAUCUCCAAACAAAACCGAAACAAACUGCUCCACGAGCAACAUGGUAACCACAGGGUCUAGUUCGAGUGAGGGAACACAAAGCACGGUGACAUGCACACAGGACCAGUUUGACUCCUUGUGGAGUUUCAACUAUGAGCGUUCACAGUCUGUGUCAGCAGAAGAGAACACGAACUUGGUGGAGAGCAAGCCAAACGUAGAGACGCAAGUGCCUCUGAUGCUGCUGGAGAAUUGGCUUUUCGAGGAUGGCGCACCUCAGUGCAACGAAGAUCUCAUGAACAUGUCGCUGGAGGAAACUGCAGAUGGGUUGUUCUAGUUGUUCUAGUCCUAGAUCCAUGUAACCAAAUCAAGAACAAAAAAGUCUUGAAAAGAAAGAAAGAGAAUGCGUGUGAGUGUGUGUGAGAAUUAGACUUUAAGUUAUUGCAAACGAAACAAAAGUGUACAUUACAAGUACAUCUAUAACUAUGACUAUCAUCAUUACCUAUCUUAUCUUAUCUACCAUAAUAAUAACUAGAGUUGAAUAUA